This is a messenger RNA of Zea mays, 2623 nucleotides long. RefSeq lists its product as uncharacterized. NCBI's taxonomy places the organism in Eukaryota, Viridiplantae, Streptophyta, Magnoliopsida, Poales, Poaceae. The record is from RefSeq and is a predicted model, not a curated record. Bases 491 to 2404 code for a protein of 637 amino acids. The transcript has 10 exons.
AUAUCCUAAAGCCCCUCUGCCUCUCUCUCUCUCACCUCCUGUCCCCUCUCCUCUCCGUGUCCGGUGGAGCUUCUCCACCUCCGGCCAAGAUCUGGAACCAGCGAGGGUGCCCGGCGGUUCUCAUCCCGGACCCCGACUCUUUCCUCAUCUCUGCAACCUCUGGAUCCUCCAUCUGCCCCCCUGCAGGAUCUGGAAGCUGCACCCGUCGGGGGGAGAAGCAAGCAGCACAUCCAGCCCGCUCGAGCUCGCUCAUCUGACCUCACCACUGAGCUUCCGCAGGAUCUUCACAUCCCCAUUCCAUUGACAACGUGAAAGAGAACAUGUGACGGGGCUGCCAAGCUACAUGACAACGACGCCGAUUGCCGAAUGCCGAGACACCGCGCACGCUCUUGCAGAUAAAGAUGAUCGGUUGAUCGACGUGGUAUUUGUACCACUUUGCUGUCCGUGAAAGCCCGCUAUAUAGGUGGUGACAUCAAGUGAUCAAGAUUUUAUGGUGCGCAAGAGGUUGGGUUAUAGUUCCCGUGGCCAUCGAAUUCCAACUAUGCCACGUGUUCCAAACUCAGCUCGGGGGAAACGUUCUACCAGAAGAAAGAAAGAUGAGAAUGAUGAUAUGUGUGCAAUGGAUUUGCUCGCAACUGUGGCAGGAAAGUUACUAGCAGAUCAGGACAAUUCAUCUAGCGUUCCUAAUACCAGUGCAGCGAAAGCUAAAAAAAGGAAAUCAGUUAAGGAAGAACACUUUGAUGAAAUUCCGCCUCUAAAAAAUGUGGCUAUGGAGAAAGAUGUGGGUUCUGGUAGCGUUAGUGCCUUCCCUAGGCAAGCUAAAAACUGCCUGGCAGAAAACUCAUCGACAAGAAAUGGAGCUGAUACAGUAUUAGAGUCACUAACAGUGAAAUCAAAUAUGCUAGCAAAAAUUCCUGAGUGUGGAUCUUAUGGAAUACACCAUGCAGGCUCCUCAAGUUCAGCAGAGCCUGAACAAGUGCAUCAAGCUGAACCUAAAGUGAGCAGAAGACAAGCAGAUGGACAUCCUGUGGCUUAUGGUAUAUUUAACUCCGUGGAUGUGGAUGGCAAACCUCCGGCUUUGGUUAGUUCUGACAGUAGCUCGUGUGUUCCUCUGAGCAGCCAUGACAAGGAACAUCAAACCUCUUCCUUGUAUCGGGGUGUAGUGCAGUAUACUGCAGAUAGAGAAGAUGAUGAAAAUUCUUCUGGGUGCACGCAUCCAAGCACCAUAGAAAGUAAGGGUUGCAAACCACAAUAUCUAGGUAACCAUAGGAUAAGGAAAUUGCUUGCCUCGAAGGUAAGGAAGGCAGCACGUAAUAAGAUUUGUGGAGGGAUUCCAUCAAAAAAGAUCUGUGGAGGGUUGUCAAAAAAAGGUAGCAAGCUAAACUUAUGUGGGAAAAAGAUGUCCACCACACACCAAAAGGUGCAAAGAAUGAUUUUCAAAAAGAAAAAGCUAACGCACCGUACAUCUUUUGCUAAGGAGAUGCUAACUGAAGCUAGUGGGACAUCAUUUGCUAUGGAAGGUCAAAAUAAAUCAUGUGAAGCUGAGAAUUACCAUGUUAAGCUAAGAAUCAAGUCAUUCAACAUCCCAGAAUUGUUCAUUAAGGUCCCAGAAAAUGCAACCAUUGGAUCACUGAAGAGAGCUGUUAUGGAUGUUGUCAAUAGUAUAAUGGAAGGUGGCCUACGCGUUGGUGUUCUUCUUCAAGGAAAAGAUAUCCAAGACGACAACAAGACACUUUGUCAGGCUGGGAUAUGCCACGAUAAAAAGCUAAAUAACAUAGACUUCACGCUGGAGUGCGAGCGUGAGCGCGAGCCUCCCUCUGGAGUCAUUAUACAAGAACAGAUGGAUUUCCUCACCACAGAUAUGGUGGAGCCAUUAGCUAGGAUGAAGUGUGAGGAACCUUUUCCUGAAGCCGACGUCGGAGAUGACAGCCAGCAGCCUAGAGCGCCUUAUCGAAGCCGCUCUCUCUCUGACCUGUACUCUGUCCAUUGUCCUGUUCAGAUGGCUUCACAGGACACGACGGCGAGCUCCCAGGCCAUCGUCCCUGUUUCGCCUGCGCCUUCAGACGUGGGCGCUCUAGCCAUUGUGCCCCUUUGUAAGUCCAAGGGGUCUGAAGUCGGGCAGAGGCGCAUGAGGAGGCCCUUCACUGUCGGCGAGGUUGAGGCGCUGGUGGGAGCGGUCGAGCAGCUUGGGACUGGAAGGUGGAGAGCUGUUAAAACGCUUGCAUUCGACAGUAUAGAUCACCGGACCUACGUCGACCUCAAGGACAAGUGGAAGACCCUGGUUCACACUGCGAGCAUAUCCCCGCAGCAACGAAGAGGGCAGCCGGUUCCACAAGAACUUCUAGACCGUGUCCUCCUAGCGCAGGCCUACUGGUCCCAGCAGCAGCAGCAGGCGAGGCUCUAGGACAAGCCCCGCGGCAAGGCUCCUCUCCUCUUCCUGAGAUCUGUUUUCCAAGGGAAAGCUUGUACUUGUCCUAGAUUGGCAACCUAUAUUGUUUAUUUUACCCUAUAUUGUUUAUUUUACCAAACAAAGAUGCUAACAUAUAGAUUGGCAACCUACAACACCUAUAGAAAAUGGCUGCAGGCUGCUAUGACAAAUUAGUCACUGUCAGUGACUGACAUC